This is a messenger RNA of Fusarium venenatum, 192 nucleotides long. Lineage: Eukaryota; Fungi; Ascomycota; Sordariomycetes; Hypocreales; Nectriaceae. The record is from RefSeq and is a predicted model, not a curated record.
AUGUCGGUUUCUUUUGUCUGGCGAAGCGAGGCAAGACAAGGUCAAGACAAAGAGACAAGAGGCACAAGAAAGAUGCCGAGUCGCUUGGAGAGGCGGGGAAGAUGGUUGAAGCUGUUGGCCAAGCGAGAGAGCAAAGAGGCGGAAAAGGGACGUGGAAUGCAGGUAUUCGGAGGAACACAAGCACAAAAGUAA